UGCCCCGCCUAAUUGAAUAGAACAGAGGUUUUGAGUCUGCGGUUGGCUGUAAUAGUCUAAAUGACGUUGAAAGAAACCAAUCAGCAUAGGAAUCAACUGAGAAUGGUCACGCCUAUGUAGAAUAUAUAACCAAUUAAACACGGGUUUAUGAUAUGCCUGACCAAUCGUGUGCGGCGCUGUGGCGUCUGGCCAAUCAGAGCUAAGCCUGGGUUCUUUUCAAAGAUUGUUUCAGGAAGUGGUUUUAAUUCCAGAAAGUUGUAAACAAAACACUGACAGCUAUUCGGUUAGCUUUUAACUACAACUGCAUGAACGCGGAACUGCUUGUGUAAACAAUCGUGUUACUCGCCAUUUCUGGGUGUAUUUUUAAAAAUUUGCCGACUUGGUUCUUUGUCUGACGUUAAAAUACUAAUUCGGAUUUCGUUUCUUGUACUAUAUUGGAAGAGCUAACAUUAGCUGUGUUCGCGCGUUGAGAAAGGCACACCAUCGCAUGUACAGUGGAUUUUCAAGUCACCCCUGUCAUCCGAAAACGCCAAGAAAUCGGAUAACGUCACUGAUUUUUUGUUCUUUUUGCUGUAAUUGCAACAUCAAGGCGGUGUGCAGGACGAGCAUGUCGACGUCCAACGCUAAUUUCAAAAAUAAGUGCGUCGCCCAGGUUAACUGCAUCUUUUGUGACAGCGUGCUCUGUACGAGAGGCAUGAAAUCGGUGCUUCUUGCAGACUCCGAGGUUCAGCUCUUUUCCACUGAUAUACCUCCAAAUAGAACUGUUGACUUUGUGGCCAGCUGCUACUCGACUGAAAGCUGCAAGUGCGCACUGAGAGACAUUGCAUGUCUCAAGUGUGGUAAUGUAGUUGGCUAUCAUGUUGUGGCCCCCUGUAAACCCUGUCUGCUCUCCUGUAAUAACGGACACUUGUGGAUGUUCAACAGUGACGCCGUUUCCACUGUCAACAGAUUGGAUGCUUCAGGUCUCAAUCUGCUUCUGUGGAGAGAUCUGCCCGAACUGGACGACGGUGAAAACGAGGAACCUGAAAGCCCGUCCGAGGAGGAGUGCAUCAGGUAAAGAUGGAAAUGGAUGACCAGAGACACUUUGCAGCAGCUACCAGUGGAGAGGUGGAAUCGUAUGAGUGAAAGACAAGGACGACCUUAAAGUGUACUUUAAAAUCACAUAGGACUUAAAAGGCGCUGCUUUAUUUCGGCUAAAUUACGCCUGAAGCCACGCCCCAAUCAAUGAUGUCACAGCAAGUGUUUGGCCUUGGGCAAGCGGCAGAACACCUGCUCUGACACACACGGGGAUUAGUCGGGCCUGAAGGAUGGCACACUCCAAAGGUUGACUCCCCAGAAAACAGCGCGAUGGUUGUGCUUCUUAUCACGAUGUGUUCAUGCUGUGUAAAUUGCGAUUAAAUCAUCACCAGCUUUUGCUGUCAAGCUAAAGGUACGCCCAUAAACAGUUUCCAAUCAUUAAAUCUCAUACUGUGCUUAAAUUAAGCCGGGAUUUCUGACACAAUUACUCCAAGUCUAGUAUAAUAAGAAUCAAUUUAGCAGUCAAGUGUGGCAAUAUGAAACCGUUUCUUUGAAUGGAGGAAAAAAAUGGCAAAGUGGCUUUAAAGGACAACAUGGGCUACACAAAGUGAAAUUGUAGAGUAUGUGGGAUGCAUUGACAUGUGCACGCACGUAUGCCCCAAGUCCUACUGGAUGUGUGAUGCUGUGACACUGCCUGAACUAUUUAGCACAUUUGAAAGGGGCCUAAUGUUGGUUGUUUUGUUUUGAUUUUGUAUGUACUCGUGUCACGAUAGCGCCUCUAAAUUAGGACAAUGACUAAAAAGUGAAACAUUGAAUCUUGGGUUUCCAUCAUAAUUGAGUGCAAUCGUCAUGUAGCUAGAUUUCCAAAUCGGUUUUCUCAUCGGAAAUAUUGGGGGAAUGAGUUUGGACUUUACAGGAUGUGUUUAAUGUAACAGUUUAACAUUUCAAAGGUGUCAAAGAUAGACCCUAACCCUGUAAUAUUAACACACACAUAGAGAAUUUGCAACCAAAAAAUGUAAAUAUAUUUAAAAAAACUAAUCAGUGAUUCAACAAGAAUCAAGUUAUUUAUGCUCCUCAUUUCUGAAUCAUAUGACGAUUGUGGUAUUCACGUUUUGAUGUUUCAACAUUCGUUUGGCUAUAGUAACUUUUGAAAUCCACGUUGCCCUCCUUGAGACCAUGCUAAGAUGCUAAAGUUAGCAUCUUUUGUCCUUUCUAUUGAAGCAAAAACAAAUUCCUGCUCUGCAGUUGUCUUUCGUUUGUGCACAAGCAAAACAAACUUAUCAAUAAGACUGACAGUCUCCAUAACAAUUGUCAUUUUAGUGAACCACUAAAACUGUUAUUUAAGACCAAAUACUUCCACAUGCUUCCUUUUUGUUUACAAUCUUCGUUUACAAGUGCAUUGUUUUGUAAUGUGCAUUUAAUAUAUUUCAUAUUUCAUUCGAUGUUUGCUUUUGUACGGUUGGGUGUAUGUGUGUUUGUGUCGGUCUACCACAAGAAGGUAUCUGAACUUUCUCUGGUUAUGACAAUAGUCACAUGAUAAUAAUAAUGAUAAAAAAAAUUUUUAGUGUUUAUGAAGUGAAUAACUAAUUUCUUGCCCUGCUGAAAAUUUAUAUUUUGGAAUUGCACUGAAACUGAAUUGAUAAUUUGGAAAAACGAUUGUUGUUUUGUUUGCUUAUUGUUGAAUUAAAUCAAAAGCUUUUUUUUUCCUUUUCAAAACAAAUAAAAUAAAUAAUAAAUAUACACUCCCCACCACUCUUUUGGGGUUGUUUGAAACAGGA
Messenger RNA from Syngnathus acus (greater pipefish), 2795 nucleotides. RefSeq names its product family with sequence similarity 72 member A (gene fam72a). The transcript has 4 exons. The record is from RefSeq and is a predicted model, not a curated record. Gene Ontology annotation, cellular component: cytosol. Lineage: Eukaryota; Metazoa; Chordata; Actinopteri; Syngnathiformes; Syngnathidae. Bases 488 to 1057 code for a protein of 189 amino acids.